AUGACAACGGCUCGAAUCCAAGCCCGCUUCAAACAGAUUGACUUUGGUUACAAUACCCUCGGUUACGCCAGAUACAUUAAGCUCGUGCCAAAGGAUGCACGCAGCUGCGAGGUCAGUCGCCACCCGCGCACACCUGAUCCUUACCAGAGUUGUAGCAAGCGGAACUUCGACGGUCAGAUAAAAAAGUGGCGACGUCUGCUGCACGCAUAUGACCCAAAAGAGGACUUUGAGGAGCUCCAGGUAGGAAAACUGAUCAGAGUGCAACGUGCUCGUCUCUGCUCCGCCGACAUUUCUGUGAGCCGGUUUCGGACUUGUCGGCUCAGCGAGCGGGACACAGCAACCUUUGACACCACACGCGAGAAGAAGACAAACAAAGAUUGCGCCGCGUUCGGCCUUUGUAUGGAUGGGCGGCGAGGGCUCCGAACAGGUGGUCUAGGUGACUGGGAGUCACCGACUGAAUUUCGCGGUGUGAUAUAG
Messenger RNA from Micromonas commoda, 477 nucleotides. RefSeq lists its product as hypothetical. Gene Ontology annotation, biological process: mRNA transport; mRNA 3'-end processing by stem-loop binding and cleavage. Gene Ontology annotation, cellular component: cytoplasm; histone pre-mRNA 3'end processing complex. The record is from RefSeq and is a predicted model, not a curated record. Gene Ontology annotation, molecular function: histone pre-mRNA stem-loop binding; mRNA binding. NCBI's taxonomy places the organism in Eukaryota, Viridiplantae, Chlorophyta, Mamiellophyceae, Mamiellales, Mamiellaceae. The coding region runs from base 1 to 477 and encodes 158 amino acids. The transcript has a single exon.